This is a messenger RNA of Heterobasidion irregulare TC 32-1, 1333 nucleotides long. RefSeq lists its product as uncharacterized. The record is from RefSeq and is a predicted model, not a curated record. The coding region runs from base 60 to 1145 and encodes 361 amino acids. Lineage: Eukaryota; Fungi; Basidiomycota; Agaricomycetes; Russulales; Bondarzewiaceae. The transcript is spliced from 8 exons.
GCCGCUUUGUACUCUUCUUGUCACUUUGUCGUGAAGUCGACUUGAGCCAUCUCUUCUCGAUGACACCAAGAGAGGCGCAGCAGCUCCAGCAUGCCGGCAGCGUGAUUCUGAAUAAUGCUAUCGCUCUGUCUUUGCAGGCAUUCUUUUACGGCGUCUACACUAUCCUUAUCAUUUUCUCCACGUACCAUCUCGUACAAAAAGAUAUGCGAUCUCGAGCAAAUAUCAUCAUGCUCAUGGCUACUCUCGUCAUGUUCGCAGUGUCGACUAGCCAUGCAGCACUCGACAUGGUCAUUCUGAUCCAGCAGUUUGUGAGUAUAUUCAUCGGACAUCCCGAUCUACCACUAGCGACAAGAUUUAUUGUGGCAAAUAAUGCUGUGAUUGGGUAUGAAAUCGGGCAAACAUACUUGUACACGAUCAAUGGAAUUUUAAGCGACGCUGUCGUUGUCUGGCGAGCUUGGGUUCUGUGGCAGGAUAAUCGCAAACUUGUCCUUGCGCCUUUGGUCCUACUAUUAGGCAGCCUAUGUAUCUUAUGCGUGCAGAUCGGGUUGCAAACAGCGUCCGAUCUCACGGAUUCUAUUCCGCCGAAUGCCUUGAAUAAAGUUCGAACCUCCAGUUGGGCGUUGUCUCUUGCGACAAACACAGUCGCCACUUCUUUGAUUGGCUAUAAAGCAUGGUCGCACAGACGCUUCCUGAAAGCUAACCUGAGCCACGGCAGCAGAAAGACCAAAGUCGAAAAAGUUCUUGCGAUUCUUGUUGAAACUGGCCUCUUCUACUGCUUACAACAGGCCAUUAUGAUUGGUAUGGGGUAUAUCCCACUUCCUGACAAUCCUCGCUCGCCUGUCAGCUCAGUGCUGAACGGCGUCAGUGUACAUCUAGCUGGGAUAUAUCCUACCAUGAUCAUUGUUCUAGUCAAUUUCCAGCGCAGCAUCAUGGACACGCCGGGUGUUAGUCUGAACGUUAGCGGUAGCGGGACCAUGCCAAUUGCAAGUCAUCUAUCAUUCGCCACCCCCCCUGCCAUGUCCGCUCGGAGUGAUAUGUUGCCGAAGCGCGGUACGGUUCACUUUGAGCCCCCCGAGAGGACUGGAUUUGGCCAGGAAGACUUGGAGCUGGGACCUGCGGCGUUGGAGAAGAGUCGGACAGGUUGAAUCCCGUUUAGUACGGUAUCACUUUCCUCGGAUCGCUGAUGCCGUGGAAGCUUUCGUAUCGGAAUCAAUUUCUAUUCUAUGGUAGAAUCUAUGUAUGGGUAAUACUUACUUUCACGACUCGUACCGACAGUAAAACUCCCUCCUCCCUAUUCAAACCGUACUAUUUCACAUGGGACGUUUCACUUUUC